Fukomys damarensis (Damara mole-rat) is the source of this 496-nucleotide messenger RNA. RefSeq names its product 40S ribosomal protein S24-like. The transcript has a single exon. NCBI's taxonomy places the organism in Eukaryota, Metazoa, Chordata, Mammalia, Rodentia, Bathyergidae. The record is from RefSeq and is a predicted model, not a curated record. Gene Ontology annotation, cellular component: ribosome. Gene Ontology annotation, biological process: translation. The coding region runs from base 32 to 433 and encodes 133 amino acids. Gene Ontology annotation, molecular function: structural constituent of ribosome.
CUCCCUGCCUGCUCGAGGUUCUGUUGCCAUCAUGAAUGACACUGUAGCUAUCUGGACCCGGAAGUUCAUGACCAACCGACUACUUCAAAGGAAACAAAUGGUCAUUGAUGUCCUUCAUCCCGGGAAAGCAACAGUACCCAAGACAAAAAUUCGGGAAAAACUUGCCAAAAUGUACAAGACUACACCGGAUGUCAUUUUUGUGUUUGGAUUCAGAACCCACUUCGGGGGUGGCAAGACGACUGGCUUCGGCAUGAUUUAUGAUUCUUUGGAUUAUGCAAAGAAAAAUGAACCCAAACAUAGACUUGCAAGACAUGGCCUGUAUGAGAAGAAAAAGACAUCAAGAAAGCAGCGGAAGGAACGCAAGAACAGAAUGAAGAAAGUCAGGGGCACUGCAAAGGCAAACGUUGGUGCUGGCAAAAAGCCGAAGGAGUAAAGACUUUGCAGUGCCUGUCUUUCACGAGAGGAUUAAUAAACUGUAAAAACUUAAAAAAAAAAA